This is a messenger RNA of Funneliformis caledonium, 121 nucleotides long. The record is from the annotation of a GenBank genome assembly. Lineage: Eukaryota; Fungi; Glomeromycota; Glomeromycetes; Glomerales; Glomeraceae.
AUGGGUAGAGAAAAUGGACUCAGAGGGGCCAGGUCAGGUAAUUGUAAAUGUCAUCGACCUAAAAAGAAGGUACUGCGAAGGAAUCAGAUAAAUAUGGAUUCUGGUUAUCUUUCGAUAACAG